CAACCGAUAACUUCCGAACUAUUCUCCUGGCCGAAACCUGCUACCCCGUGGCAGCGUAUCCACAUCGACUACGCAGGGCCUUACCAGAGCCAAAAUUUUCUAGUCGUUGUGGAUGCCUAUUCGAAGUAUCCGGAAAUUAUAAGCAUGGAAAAGACUACGUCCCUCGCAACGAUCAGCGUGCUACAGAAACUCCUCAUUCGUCACGGACUGCCAGAAGUUCUCGUCAGUGAUAACGGUACGCAGUUCACCUCGUACGAAUUUAAAAGAUUCUGUGACCAACAUGGAAUUAAACACAUCUUUUCGCCGCCCUAUCAUCCUCAAUCCAACGGACAGGCGGAACGAUUCGUAGACACGCUGAAGCGAGCUCUCCUUAAAUUAAAAGGGGAGGGAAAUAUACAACGGGCUUUGGACAUAUUUCUGGAGACUUAUAGGGUAACUCCAAACUCGGCUCUACCGGACAGCAAAUCCCCAGCCGAACUCUUCUUCGGACGGAAGAUCCGAACAUCACUCGAUCUAUUAUUGCCGCCAAAAUAUCCAACAGAGCGCGAUAUCAAAAUGGAGAGGCAGUUUAACCGGAAACAGGGAGCCCGAGAGCGAAAAUUCACUACUAAAGAGCUCGUCUACGCACGACACCGACGCUCUCAAAAUUGGCAGCCGGGAACAAUUAAAUGCAAAACCGGAAACACCGUAUACGAGGUGGAAAUGGCCGACGGAUCAACUCGGCGAUUUCACUCCAAUCAGCUAUUACGGAGACAAUCUUCUCGACCUCAGCCCGAGGAUGACCCCCUCGCCGUCAUAGCAGAAGCCUUCUCCAUCCCUCUACGUCCCGCUCCGACUCCAGACUCAACACAUCCGGUUGAAAGACCAGCCCAGCAGGACGAUGAGUCCCCGCCGUUCGAGAGACCAUGCACCGUCGAAGAAACGCCGCCCGAGAGAUCAACACCACAGCCUCCACGUCGGUCAGCCCGUACUCGAGUUCCGAUGGGACGGCUUCAGAUAAUCCCUUAUCGAAAAAACUAUUACGCGGCAUAAACCGCCAAUUCGGACAGUUGUUUUUUUCUCUUUCUUAAAAGGGGAGGUGUUGGGUCAGGUGUUUACCACGUGUUGGAUCAGGUGUUUACCACAUGUGAACACCUA
This is a messenger RNA of Centruroides sculpturatus (bark scorpion), 1137 nucleotides long. RefSeq lists its product as uncharacterized. Gene Ontology annotation, biological process: DNA integration. The annotation marks the transcript as partial. NCBI's taxonomy places the organism in Eukaryota, Metazoa, Arthropoda, Arachnida, Scorpiones, Buthidae. The transcript has a single exon. Gene Ontology annotation, molecular function: nucleic acid binding. The record is from RefSeq and is a predicted model, not a curated record.